Messenger RNA from Besnoitia besnoiti, 309 nucleotides. RefSeq lists its product as uncharacterized. The transcript has a single exon. NCBI's taxonomy places the organism in Eukaryota, Apicomplexa, Conoidasida, Eucoccidiorida, Sarcocystidae. The record is from RefSeq and is a predicted model, not a curated record. Bases 1 to 309 code for a protein of 102 amino acids.
AUGCGAAGCUGUCUUCACCGGCGCGCCGAUGUGUUCCUUGCAUGCCUGUGUGUGGCGAUGCCCCUAUCCAUAAUUGUGGUCUGCGAGUACACUGAAGCCUCGCGUGCGAUGGAGCUCCUGCAGUCUCAGAGAAAAGAGCGCGUAGCUUCCGCGGUCGCUGGCCGCCUGCGCGCACGUUCACGCGCUUCGGCGGAGACGCCGCCGGAGCAGGGAAUGUGCACAGACUUGAGGCGCUGCGAGACGGGAUCGACGAACCGCGAAGGCAAGAGCAACCGAAAAAAGGGGAGCAAAACGUUCUUAGGAGAUUAG